UGCGGUUCUGAUUUCCAGGAAUGACUUGAAGCGCUUUGCUCGCAUUUUCGGGGAAGCUUGCGCAAUGGCAAGCCGUAAAAGUCCUGAUAUUCCUUUUGCUGGAGAACCAGACACAGGUCUAGAUGAAACCCAGCGAAAGAAAAGUGUGCUUAUUACAAAUGUUCCACCGGGGACAAAAGAAGWARAUUUSAUCAUUCAUUUCCAAAAGRMAAGCAAUGGCGGAGGAGAAGUCGAAGACGCCAAGAUGWUGGAAGAUGGCAAAGCUSUUGUGAUCUUCGAUGAAGAAGAAGGUAUUUUCUUUAGUCAGCGCUAAACUGGAUCCAUCGCGCUUUACCGUCGACUUGAAAGAGCUUAAUGAACUUCUUGUCAAAGCUCAAGAGGAAACAGGCGUGAAUUUUCUCGAGACGUGUGAGGGGUUUUUGGUAUCAGGGACGUUAGAACAAAUAGAAAAGUCAUGCUUGUUUUUGUCAAGAUAUGCUAAACGUGCUACUCCUGUAACAGAGAAUUCAGACAAUCUACAGMAUGUUCACCGCAAUGACCAUCCCCUUAGUGAUUCGGAUGAURAGGAAAACGCUCUCAAGACGUUGGUCUUGGACGUUGAACCCAAGCUGAUGCAAAUUCUUCAAAUAAAAGUGAAUGAAAUUGAGAAAAAAUUCAAAAUGAAGAUAGACUGGAAGAGUGAACCAGGUAAAGCACAUUUGAGUCCCAAUGGAAAAGAUGCCAAGUUAUUUGAAGAUGGUAAAGAAGAGUUUAUCACACUUUACCAGAAAGAGUUCCCAGAUUUACAAGAAAAGGACUUUCCAUUAGAUGCUGGCAAGAGCAUUGAAGAUAUAGAUUCUACUGUAAAAGCACUGAUGGAAGAAUUUGCUGUGGUCAUUGAAAGAAAAGACGACAAAAAUGUUCAUAUAUUUGGGAAAGAAAAUGAUGUGGCACAAGUAAUGCAGCAGUUGCAAGGCAAAUUUGGAAAACGCAGAGGAAGAAAGCUCUAUAAAGCAUCAAGUAAUGGUGAACUGCCGAUGCCUGACACCUAUGCACAAGCUGCCAUGCUACCUCUGAGUAAAACAUUGGACAAUGGAGUAGUGGUGUCUGUCCAUCAAGGGGAUAUUACUAGAGUACUAGUUGAUGUUAUUGUAAAUGCAGCCAAUGAGAGCCUUGCGCAUGGAGGGGGUGUUGCAGGAGCCAUAGUAAAGCAAGGGGGUCAACGAAUACAACAGGAAUCAGAUGCAUUAGUUAGAAGAUACGGAUGUGUUCCUGUAGGUCGGGUUGCAUAUACUGGCCCAGGGAAUCUUCCUUACAAGCGUAUCUACCAUGCCGUAGGUCCACAAUGGAGAGUUCAUGGUGAAGAACGUAGUCGACAUUUUAUUUAUGAGGCGUGUAUGAACAGUUUUGAACAAGCAAGCAAACACAGAAUGGCUUCCAUUGCCCUUCCCGGAAUAAGUUCUGGUAUAUACGGCGUGCCAAAACACGUUUGCGCAGAAAUGAUGUUUGCUGCCGCAGAGAGCUUCGCAGCUGAUGCAUCAAGUGACAACCAACUGAAGGACAUCCGGUUUGUAAACAUAGACACUCCAACUUACGAAGCAUUUCAAAGGGAGUUUCACAAUCGUUACAGCUUGAUGACGAAGAAAGACGCAGACCUUGGAAGUAACCUUAAAGACGAAGACGCGCUUGGUCUUUAUCCUCAAGCAGGAAAAGAAAGAAAAUACAAACGGAACACCAACCAGCAGAUGUUUGACUCGACAGGAAGGACAGAUCAAGUGGAUAGCAUUGAAGAACGUGAGCGCAUAAAGAGGGCGGCUGCGGCUGCAGAUGCUGCGGCUCGAAGGAUGGAAAGGGAGGAAAAUGUGGAGAAGCAGAAUAACAAUGAGAAUGAGAAUAAAGUGUGUCCCAAAAAUAACAUGCAAAAUCAAUCAAUUGAAAGCCAACCAGAACAAGAUGUGAUCGUCCUGCUUGAAAAGCUGGAAAUUAAUGAUGAUCAUUCUAAAAGAGAAGAUACAGGAAAGAUGGAAACGAAUGAGAACAAUACCCCUGAAAUAAUUAAUGUAAAAGAAAAGGAAAAAGUUAGCAAUAUAACUAAAUCGAUGGACACCGACACAGAUAUCGAGGAUGCAGAUGGUAAGAAAGCUGUUCCUGAAAUCCUCAAUGAGGCUGACGAGUCUUCACGUCUGAAAGAAAGGCCUUGUGAACAAAGUUAUUCUGAAAUCAACAACAAAUCACCUGGGGAUGGAAUAAAAGCUAGUGAUCGAGAAUUAUCCGGAAAAGGAGCUAAAAAAACCUCCAAGUUAUGUGGACGUGGAAGAGGUGCUCUAGCUUUUACUCCAACGCUUACAGGUACAAUGCCUGGACGUGCAGUCAGACAGGAUCCCUACAAUGUAAAUGGUGACAGUCGAACAGAUGAGGACGAACCAUCAGAAGGUGAUUGUAAAGUACCACCGGGGCUAAAAGUAAGCGAAGAAGGCUUGAAGCUUGCCAACACGACAAGAAAAAGGAGCGAGGAAAGAAAAUUAAGUCAGGAAGAGGAUAGUGUAAAUGCCAGAAAGAAGCAUCUAGAAAGCGAGCCCAAAGAUACAAUAGAUGGCGUUCCUCCUAAGAAAGCUAAAGUUGAUGAAAGGACCGAAGAAAAAGAAGGCGGAGGAUCAGCAAAACAUGGAGAUACCAUGACCAACAUCAACGAAAAAUAUGAGGACCCAGCAAAUGGUAAAAGUGAGAGAGACGAUGAUAAAGAAGAAGUCAAAGAAGAAAUAAAAACUGAUAUGUCUGGGUCUGAUGAGUCUUAUGCGUCCAAGGAAGACUCCAAUUCGAACAAAGAAAAUAACGAACAUGACAUCGUAUAUAAAAGUGAAAACGUCUGUGAUCAGGAAAAGAAAGAAAUCAAGUCUAAAGAUGACCAUCUGAACAACAAUCAAACGGAAAAGAUCAGUGGGAUGCAUGCUGAAAAGGAAGAGGAAAGCAGUGCUACAUCUGGAGGAACAACUGAUUCUAAGGAACCAAUGGAUUCAAAAUUGAAGUCUGAUGGUGAUGGCCAAAGUUCAGAUCAUUACGCAAAACAGGAAAUCAGUGCUGUGCMUGAAAACGCAACUGGACCGAARCCUUUGUAUCCCAACGCCGAGGAAAAUGGUGAUGAUCAAAAUAUUCAUAAAGACGCAAAAGAAGAAAUCAUUGAUGCAUCCGCAAAAGCAACUGAACUUAAGAAUCUCUUGGAUUCUAACGUCGAGGAUAGUGCUGAUGAUCAGAAUUCUCAAAARGAUUCAAAGGACGAAAGCARUGUUGCAUCAUCUACGAAAGCAGACGAUCCUAAGGAACAAGUGGAUUCCAACGUCGAGGACUAUGGUAGUGAUCGAAAUUCUCAUAAAGAUUCGAAGGACGAAAGAAGUGUUGCAUCUGCAGAAGCAGCUGAACCUAAGACACAAACGGAUUCCAACGUCGAGGAAAAUGGUAAUGAUCAAAAUUCUCAUAAAGACUCAAAGGACGAAAGCAGUAUAGUAUCUGAAGAAGCAACUGAACCGAAUAACCCUUUGGAUCCUAACGUCAAGCGUGGUAGUGAAAGUCAAGCUCCUGACCUAGAAGCAAAAAACAACAGCAAAGAUGUGUCUUCAGAAGCGGCCGAUCCUAAAAAACCUUUGGAGCGUGAUGGUGAUGGCGAAAGUUCUAAUAAAAAAGCAGAAGAGGAAAGCAACACCGAGUCUGCAGAAGCGAUUGAUCCUAACAACGUUUCAAAUUUUAGUGCUGAACCAGAUUCCAUGAAUUCUUUUGUGUUGUUGGAUAUGCCAAGUGUAGAUCAUGACAGCUCAAUAAGACCUGAAAAGACGUCARGAAGCAGCGACGAGUCAAGUGAGAGCAUCGAACUUCUUAAUUCAGAAGGAGAUGGAUUUUCUGAUACUUCGUCUUCAAGCCCUGUCAUUGAGCAAGGAAGUGACCUCGCCAAGCCAUCUGGUGGUGACCUCGAUAACUCCAACACCUUGAGCAAUACACUCUACGAGGUAAAUCCUAUAUCAGACUCGCAUACAAAAGCAACRGGGRAAACGGUUGGRUCUGCWGUGRCGRACAACAAAGACCAAAGUGYUGAAAAUAAUGCWACGGAACUUGAAGGUGGGGCUGGUAGCUMUAGURUSCACCAAGAAGCCRAUAAUACUGAGAGUAUUAUCAAAGACAAUGAUCAUCCAAAAAAAAUAUCAUCAGUGGAAGAMCUAUCUCAUGAUAACGUUGCAGCAGAUACAGUGAAAAAAGCAGUCAACUCGGAUAGCGAAACCACUUCCGCCAUAUCAAACGAAAAACAAGAAUGUGGAGUUUGCUUGUCUACACUUGAUUCAGCUCAACUUUUAAGGAUUUGUGAUUCUGGUCACGCAGUCUGUAGAAACUGCUUCGAUAACCUACAAAACGCUGAGCUUAACAGUGUUUGUCCAACUUGCCACAAAGUUGUCCCUAGAAUUGCGCUACAGCCUCCAAAUGGUCAAAUGAAGUCUGGUAUUAUAGAAAAAGGUUUGGUGGGUUACGAGAGCUGUUCUACAAUAUAUGUCGACUAUGAAUUUCCUGAGGGAACACAGGGCCCCUUUCAUCCAAACCCUGGCACUCCUUACGACAAACUUUCUAGGAGGACAUUCCUUCCUGAUAACGAAGAAGGCAGGRRAGUGUUAGAUCUUCUCAAGAAAGCAUUUGAUGCUAGUAUUCUCUUCACUGUUGGUAAAUCUACGAUCAAUGACAAGGAUAAUCAAAUCAUAUUCAACGGGGACAUAGAUCACAAGACUAAUGUCAAUGGUGGACCCAAAGUAAGUGGUUAUCCAGAUCCAGAUUACCUCGACMGAGUAAAGAAACAGCUAAACGCCAAGGGAAUCGAGUCAAUAAGUCAAAGGCCACCAAGCAUUUAAAUUGUUAUCGUAUCUUUCAAAGGAUGUUUUUCAAAAUCAGUGGUAAACACAUGCAUAUUAUACACCAACACCAUUGAAAGACGUUUCCACAUAUAGUUUGUAUAUAUGUUAUGCGAGUGAUAGUCAAAUAUCUUGGGCCUGUCUUGGAGUCUUGUUCCUCUAAAGCAACUGGUUAGCACAUCCACUUUUUACGAUCAACGGCAACAGCGAGAACAGUUGUAUAAAAAUAUGUCCAUUUUGGUUAUAAAAUGCAUGCCUUUAAAGUGGAUUUUACCAAAAUUCAGAGCCAGUCAUUUAAUCUAAAAAGCAUAGUUUCGGCCAUUUCACACUAGGAGUAUAUUCGAAAAUAACGCACGCAAAGCGUCUUUCUCUGGAUUAUAGAGCGCCUUGGCCAGCCGCAGAUUGCUUUCUUGUAUCUAUAAWUSAAUGAAAUAAUCGAAAACCGCACGGCUUUAUCUAGUUGGAUAGAUUGAGUUCAAAAACAGRGUUCAUUAUAUAAGGCAAUAAUGGACCGUUCGAUGUUUUAUGGUUCUUUCCCAUAAGAAUUAUCAUUUGUUKAAUAACCAGCCCCGACGUGAUGCCAUUGUUGAUAAUUGCACAGAUCCGUGAUUUAGGAACAAUGGAUUUGGAUUUUGUAAUGGUUUGAUUUGAAUGUCGCCGGGACAGGUCUUUAUUUUUGAAAUAUAGAACUGAACCGGGACAUUAUUGAGGAUAACAACCGCAUUACAAUAUGGGAUUGGGGUGUGGCUGGUUAUUAAAGCUUGAAAGAUUUAAUAAUAAGUUCACAGUGUUACUAUAGAGGCUUUGCACCAUCACAUGAUGGCAGCCAUGACAGGGGGCAGGAACAAUUGAAUCUGGUCUAAUCUGAUUUAUAUUAGAAAGGAUUCAGUUUCCCAGGGGGAAAAGACUCUAUUGUUAUGCCCCCUGUCAUGGCUGCCAUCACGUGAUGGUGCAAAGCUUGUAUUAUAAAAGAUUGUUUUUUUUUCACUUCUACUUAUAAGUUGCCAUCACAUAUUGAAUAACCACUAGAGAGCGACCUAGCUUAUGUCUCUUUAAUUCUGAGUAACGAAGCUGAAAGCCACUGCAUAUUUGUGA
Actinia tenebrosa (Australian red waratah sea anemone) is the source of this 5957-nucleotide messenger RNA. RefSeq lists its product as uncharacterized. The record is from RefSeq and is a predicted model, not a curated record. Gene Ontology annotation, biological process: protein ubiquitination; Notch signaling pathway. NCBI's taxonomy places the organism in Eukaryota, Metazoa, Cnidaria, Anthozoa, Actiniaria, Actiniidae.